GUCUCUAGAUUUAUUUCCCCUGAAGAUUGAAGAUCCUUGGUCUUGUCCUUUCGGGAGAAGUAUAUAUGAUGAGUCGAAUUCGAGCAUUUUCGUCUCCUUCAGUAUUACCACCAUCUUCUUCCACAAGUCAGAUAGAAGUCCGGCCAGAAGAUCAUAGUUUUGAAGGCAUUGCUACCAAUGUUAAGUUACUAUUGAAGCUAAUCCAAGAUCAGAAUGAGGCAAAAGACAAUGAUGCCAGAAAGACACAAAGAGUGGCUGGAAUGAUAUCAAUAAUUGAUGAUGUGAAAUCCCGGAUUCAAAAAUCUCAAAAUGGGGGGAGAAAAGCCGAGCUGAGGCGCUGUAAUACAGAUCUUAAGCCACAUGCUCCUCCAAAGGACAAAAGGCCUCACGAGCCAAUAACUGAUGAGAAGGAGAAAUUGAGAAGAUCACUAAGUGCAAGCUUGGCAGCAAGAAAGAGCCUAGAAAUUAUGUGUUCAAGUUUGGGAAAGGAGAAGGAGAUUAUCGCAACUGAGCUUGCAAGGAAGGUUCAAGAAUUUCAUGGGAUGGAGGAACAUAUCAAUGAUCUUAGAGUGCAAAAUGAGAAGUUGUUGGCAAAAGUAAAAGCUUGUGCAGCAGAGCACAAAGAGAAUAAGUGUGGCGGUGAGGAAGAGAGUGAUACCUAUGGGAAUGCAGCGCUCCAGGAGCGGAACAAGGAACUUUCGGAGCAACUCCUUAAGUCCCUUGAUGGGUGUAGAUCCCUAAAGAGGAAGAUUAGAGCUGCACAUAAGGAAAAUGAUGCAAUAUAUUGA
Messenger RNA from Rosa chinensis, 788 nucleotides. RefSeq lists its product as uncharacterized. The record is from RefSeq and is a predicted model, not a curated record. Lineage: Eukaryota; Viridiplantae; Streptophyta; Magnoliopsida; Rosales; Rosaceae. The transcript has 3 exons. The coding region runs from base 66 to 788 and encodes 240 amino acids.